Messenger RNA from Penicillium samsonianum, 1077 nucleotides. RefSeq lists its product as uncharacterized. Lineage: Eukaryota; Fungi; Ascomycota; Eurotiomycetes; Eurotiales; Aspergillaceae. Bases 1 to 1077 code for a protein of 358 amino acids. The record is from RefSeq and is a predicted model, not a curated record. Gene Ontology annotation, cellular component: Golgi apparatus. The transcript is spliced from 4 exons.
AUGGGACGAUUUACGAUGUAUAGACCUACCACGAGAAAUGAAUGGUGGUUUUGUGGCCAACUUUUCGCGCAGGCCAUUCUAAGCUUCGCGAUUGCAAUAUACAUUCUCGUUGAAUGGCAAUCAUGGGUCACACCACGUAUAACCCAACUCACCAUUUCCUACACGGUCCCAAUCGGUCUAGGAAUCCUUAUAUUCGCUGUUCUAUUCACGCUCAUCCUUUCGCUGGAUGCAAUUCAUCACCAAAACAGCCCACUUCUCCUCGCCAUCUGCGUCUGCAAUUCCUGCACCUUGAUCUUCUCCAUUAUGCGGUACAGGUCGAUGCGCCACAUAACGAACAAGCUUUAUGCGCAUCGUUAUAACUUCCCAACUCUGGUGGAUAAAUCUAGGAAUGUCUGGCCUCGCAUUCAGCCAGCCGAAUUCAUUCUACCAGUGAUCGUGGGUCUCAGCAAUAUGAGCUUGUGGCUCUGUGCAUAUUUCUUGCGCAAAGAGUUUUCAUGGACCAUCUACAAGAGUGUUCAUGGCAGUAAUAAUCAUGGCAGUCUCAAAACCAGGAAGCGCUACAGGGCAUAUGAGAUAUACAUCGUCCUCAUCAAGCUCAUUUUUUUCUUCUUGACCGGCUUCAUUAUCCAAUACAACCUGAUCGACGUUCACUUCGACGAGCCCGAGUAUAGCCUAACCAUGGCUGUAAUACCGGCUGCGUUUAUUGUGAUUAUGCUCGGUAUUUACUUCGUGAAACACGAGAGAACAUACCCCAUGAUCCCUAUCCUAGUAUGCUACCUAGGCAUGAUCGCGUACCUCAUCAGCCGCAUAGUCAUUCUAUGCGGACAUAAACGCCGCGCACAUACCGCUGGAAAGGACAUGAUGCUACUAUUUGCGAUUGCAGCUUUAGUAUCGACUGUGUCCACAUUCCUUUGCGCCAUUGUCUGCGUGCUUAAUUUCAAUAACGGUUUAAUGGUGCUCGACAGAUGGAGAAGAAACGUCGCGCGAGAGUCGUCCCUGUUUCGGAGUGGCUAUCGCCGUGCGGAUUUUGAACUACCGCCGUAUCCACAUGCACGGCAGGGAAUAUUGCUUGAAUGA